AUGACAAGCGCGUCAACGCCCGAUUCUUCGCAAAACCGUGUACCAGAUAGUUCCGACGGAGUCUCGUCAAAUGGAAGUUCUAGGCCCGGAAUCGGGAAAGAUGCGAAUCUUAUGCCUCCGGCAAAGACGCUGGUCGGAAGAGCGCUAGGAAAUGACCUGCAUUCCGAUGCCCACAGAGGCUCACAAGCAUCCAAGGAUGGUGUCGGGUUCGCCCUAACUGACACUCCGGUUUCUACCGCACCUUCGUCUCCACAAUUGUAUGUUCCCUUUCACUUUUUCGUUCGCUCGUUGGUUUCUUUAUUUUAUUCUUUGGUGUUCUUUCGGCUUGAUUAUCUUGAGACUAAUGUCCUCGUCAGCAAUGCUAAUAACACUCCAACUACGACCGCCUCGACGCCUGGUCGGGUUCGUGCCACCACACUUGAUAUUCCAGGUCUCACCAAAUCCAAGGUGUCGCCUGACGGUCGGAUUGCUCAACGGGAUGUUGGGUCCAAGCUAGUCAUUGUCAUGGUCGGCCUUCCUGCACGUGGGAAAAGUUAUGUGACCAAGAAAUUGGCUCGCUACUUGAACUGGCUGCAGCAUGACACCGAAAUUUUCAACGUAGGAGAACGUCGUCGCGUCGCUGCUGGCAAGUCCCCCUCGCCUCCUGGAAGGCAUAGGAGUCAUAGAACAAGUUCAAUCCAGAAGGAUCUCGUCGACUCCGUACGACGUUUGAGCGUCAGCGUUGGCGCGGCGAAUCACCUCCGGAAGAAUACAGUCCCCUAUGAGGCCGUAAUAUCACCUCCUGAGGCUCAUGAGCCUGCGGCGUCUCCCCCCGAACUCGAAAACUCACUUCCGCCUCCUGUUGUCCCCACGAAGAUCCUCGUUAACGGUAAGGAGGAAGACCCGUCUCUGGGGCAAAAUGGAAUCACUAUUGUGCCACCAUUUAAUGCGUCACCAGAUGACAACAAGGCUAUGCGAGAAGCAUCCCCUGAACCGCUUGACCAGUCUGCAAGCUUCUUCGACCCCAAAAAUCAGCUGGCCGUGAAGCUUAGAGAGCAGGUAGCCCUGGACACCUUAGACGAAUUGUUGGACUAUAUCCUUGACAGGGGUGGCAGUGUUGGCAUCCUUGACGCAACUAAUAGCACGAUGGAGCGCCGCAAAGCGAUUGUAGAUCAUAUUCGCACGCGUGCUGGUCCUGAGCUCGGUAUCUUGUUCCUGGAGAGCAGCUGUGUGGAUCAAGAGCUACUGGAGGCCAACAUGCGCUUGAAAUUGUCAGGUCCGGACUAUAAGGGCCAGGACCCAGUGAAAGCAUUAGAGGAUUUCAAGAAGCGUGUUCAACUAUACGAGAAAUCCUACGUGCCCCUCGGUGAAUACGAAGAAAGACAUAAUAUGGCUUAUAUCAGGAUGAUCGACGUGGGUCGCAAGGUUGUGUCGCAUCAGACUCACGGUUUUCUCUCAUCUCAAGUCGUCUACUACUUGUUGAACUUCAACCUCUCACCGCGGCAAAUAUGGAUUACCAGGCACGGCGAGAGUAAGGAUAACCAGGCUGGCCGAAUCGGUGGUGACUCAGAACUCAGCGAGAACGGCCAUCGCUAUGGCAACGCACUUGCUCGGUUCAUCGAUCACCAGCGAAACGAGUGGGAAAUGAACCAGAGACAGAAAGAAAUGAUGCAGAAGUUCCCUCCCCGUCCAGGUGAUAGCACUCCGCCCAACCCUUCGUACAUUCCCAGUGACCGGCCACGCAAUUUCUGUGUUUGGUCCUCCAUGAUGCAGCGUGCGAUUUCGACGGUCGAGUCUUUCAAUGAGGAUGAAUACGAUGUCAAACAAAUGAAGAUGCUCGACGAGCUUCAUGCGGGAAAAAUGGAGGGCAUGACAUAUGACGAAAUCCGCGAAAGGUUUCCUGACGAAUACGCGACUCGUAAACGCGACAAGCUGUAUUACAGAUAUCCUGGACCCGGAGGUGAAGGGUAUCUGGAUGUUAUCAACCGACUCAGAGCAGUGAUUGUUGAGGUUGAGCGAAUGACCGAUCAUGUUUUGUUGGUCACUCACCGAGCCGUAGCACGCGUCCUUCUGGCUUACUUUAAGGGCCUCAAAUGCGACGAGGUGACGGAUCUAGAUGUGCCUUUGGGGAUGUUGUAUAUGCUCGAGCCCAAGCCAUACGGGGUUGAGUUCAAAGCAUAUCGCUACAAUCCAAAUACCGACUGGUUUGAUUAUAUUCCCAAUUUCGAACUACGCCAGACUAGCGCUAAUUAGAUCGUACGAUGACUUCCGCUAUGGAUAGAGACGAGAUGUGCUCUCCAUCUUUAGAAGCCUGCACUGAUCACCGCUGUGUCCUUGGAAUUGCUAUGACCUGCUAAUGAAAUGAAUAUCUGACUUUGGCUAUGACUAUGGUGUUACAAUUCGCUGGCCGUCAUUGUGGCUUCGUGGAAUCCUUGAUUAGGUGACAUUCGCCGCUGGUGUUAUGGUUAUUCUGGCGUUGAUAAGUGCAGCCUGUUAUGUAACCAACAUAUGUAAUGUUAGGAAAGAUUUGUUUCCUCUUUCUGUUUAUCUUCUAGUCAUCAGUGUUGUACUUCGCUCCCAGGGACGUAUCCACGAUGGCUGGAUCCCUUACUUGUUUGCUUGUGGCUUAUGGUGGUUUCAUCUGUUUGCGUGGCAUUGCGUUGGCGUUGAGGUCAAGUUACUUCCCAUGGGGCUGUUUUUGCAGAACAUGGAUUCUGUGUGAUUUUAGAAGGAUGUAAUAACAGAGAGUGAUGCCGUGGUCUACAGACUCUCUACGCCCGUGUCUGCUGUUAGACCCCGUUUGGCACGCGAUUCGU
Messenger RNA from Aspergillus caelatus, 2795 nucleotides. RefSeq names its product 6-phosphofructo-2-kinase PFK26. Gene Ontology annotation, cellular component: cytosol. Gene Ontology annotation, molecular function: ATP binding; 6-phosphofructo-2-kinase activity. NCBI's taxonomy places the organism in Eukaryota, Fungi, Ascomycota, Eurotiomycetes, Eurotiales, Aspergillaceae. The record is from RefSeq and is a predicted model, not a curated record. Gene Ontology annotation, biological process: fructose 2,6-bisphosphate metabolic process; fructose metabolic process. The transcript is spliced from 2 exons. The coding region runs from base 1 to 2232 and encodes 743 amino acids.